This is a messenger RNA of Candidula unifasciata, 341 nucleotides long. The record is from the annotation of a GenBank genome assembly. Lineage: Eukaryota; Metazoa; Mollusca; Gastropoda; Stylommatophora; Geomitridae.
GUAAUUUGGGUGUUCAACAGCCACCCAAUCCCCCACCGCCACCACAGCAGGCAUCACCUGCCACAUCCCAGUGGCAGCAGCAGCAACCGGUGUCUCUAGCUCCCUGGCAGCAGCAGCCUGCAGUCUCCUCGGUGAUGUCCAUGCCACCCAUGCAGCUGUCGGCACCGGUUCAGUCAACGCCGCUCAUGACGUCAGGCGUUCCUCCACCUCCUCAGCCUGGUGUGGCACCACAGUUCACUUCAUAUGCGCACCUGCCCCCGAUGGGUUUCAACAACCAGAGGAUGCCCAGCAUGACCCAGAUGAUGAUGCCGGGUCCACCUCCACCACCACCACCCAGCUAG